Molecule: messenger RNA, 675 nt
Organism: Peniophora sp. CBMAI 1063
Lineage: Eukaryota; Fungi; Basidiomycota; Agaricomycetes; Russulales; Peniophoraceae
Source: the annotation of a GenBank genome assembly
AUGGACAUCAUUUCGUCUCGUAUCCUCGGCCACGACCACGUCCUCAUCUACGACAAUACAACUAUCCAUCGUAAACGCCGCGACGAUGCUCUCUCGGCCCGCAAGAUGCCCAAGUACCCGACCGCUCCGAACAACCGCAUGUUCGGGGUGGAUAUACCACUUCUCGAUGCCAUUGGUCAGCCUGCCUACAACACCAGGGGCAAGAUCCAACGCACUCGCAUCCGUAUGGGCGACGCUCGCUUCGCAAACGGGCUGCCGCAGCCGUUGUAUUAUCCGCUCGGUCAUCCUCGGGCUGGCGUUUUCAAGGGCAUGCUCGAGAUCCUCGCCGAGCGCGGCUACGAACGCGACAUGCUUCAUGCCCUUCGCGCCGAGUGCCACAGCUUCAAGUGCUCACCGAAAUUCGAACGCGCCAACCCGUGCUGCUGCCGCCGCCUGCUCUUGAACGAGCCGGACUUUGCAACUGUCCUGUCGAUCCUGGAGGAAGAAUGCGCCGCUCGCGGCUUCCGCGUCAUCUUCCUGCCCAAGUUCCACUGCGAGUUGAACCUGAUCGAGCAGUGCUGGGGUCGUGCGAAGGCCAUCUACCAUGACUUCCCAGCAUCAGCCUGCGAGGACGUGCUCGAGCAGAACGCCACACGCGCAUUGGCUGGAAUCACACUGCUGAACAUCCGUCGGUAA